This is a messenger RNA of Spirometra erinaceieuropaei, 6278 nucleotides long. The record is from the annotation of a GenBank genome assembly. NCBI's taxonomy places the organism in Eukaryota, Metazoa, Platyhelminthes, Cestoda, Diphyllobothriidea, Diphyllobothriidae.
AUGUGUUCACUUCUGAAGAGCUAUGUUUGCCGGACACCUGCCAAAGCGGUUCUCGGCAUUGGAAAACACGGUGAAGAGGAACUCGGUUAUAAACUGUCUUCUGGACACCGGAUACACGAUAGCUUCCUCUUUGCUGUUCAGGAUUCUGUUUCGUGCAAAUACGGUCCCCUCUACGAUUUUCAUAGGCCGCGGCAAUUCAGAGGCGUAUACCGGGGCAGGCUCAAACUCGAAGUGCCCAUUGAUAUGCAACAAGGGCGGUGAGUCGGACCGUCACAAGCAAAACAAACGGUAGACAAGGCAGACAAUCGUACUGCGGACAGAGACAAGCGAUAUGUGUAGACGCCUGCGUUUUAAUGCGCCUUGGGGACAACGUGACCGCAGCCGAGGUUCGCAAUGUCGACAUAGCAAUCGCACCGUCCGUCCACGCUGCCGAAUGGCCACGUCACAUGGCGUGAUCGUGUUCUGACUGGUUGGAAUUCCCGUUGGGCAAAGCCCCUUAGGCAGCGCAUUACUAGUCGCUUUCAAAGCAAAUAGCAAUUCAAAAACAACCUUAAGAAAAAGUAGUUGCGUAUUAAUUAUUAGUACGUUUCGGAGCGUCCUAAUAGGUUAAAUAAAAAACUUGGAUGGUUAUUGACUUCCUCAUAUAAAGCCGUGAGCAAAAGUUUGUGGACACGAAUAAUAUAAGCGAGCUUAACAAAAAACCAUGUUCAUAUAUGACGCAUGUAGAGAGACUAUUUGUCCAUGCACGCAUGCCAAGAAAAGUCCUGUGUGUGAUCAGUGAAAGUAGUUAGCAGUAUGCAGACAUCCGACUAGGCCACCGAUAUUUUCAGCCCAAACUAUACCUAAUAUCUCUUCUUGGAUAUACUCAAGACAUACCUAGGUGGAAAAGGUAAACGAGACGUUGGAAAACCGCAAGUGUAGAGCAAUCAAAGAUCUACCUCUCACGCCAUGAGAACCCAAAAGACACUACUAAGGAGGUAUAGUAGCUAAGAGCGCGCUUGAAACCAGCCUAGGGAGGUUCCGUCAACACCUCAUGCUACAUGUUCUCUUUCCGCUGUGAAUUCAGGUAAAGAACGAUUCCCUCGUAAACGCAGCAAUCAAACUCUUGUGUGGGUGUGUGUGUGUGUGUGUGUGUGUGUGGGGUGUAGGGGUGUCCAGCGGUGUGUUCACGUGAUGGUCGUAGUGGUCGCUCACUUGCUUGCAGGUGAGACUACGCCUAGCGUCCAUUUGCUGGCACCUAACUCUCACCUGUGGCUCCACGUAGCUGGGCUCUGCUCAGCGGCCACACCCCGGGCAACCGUCUCGACCGGCGGGCUAAACCAGGUGAGGGUAUCCGUGCGUGCACCUGCACGCGCGGUACUGUGGUCUGCGCUGGCCGGGUGGAUCUUCGCGUCGACAUCGUCGAGACGAGGCUCUGCCUGGACCAUCGUAGGCGGCCACCAGGUAAGUUUCCCUUCAGGUAAGUGCGCUUGCUUUGUUUCUUCCUUUUGUUUGUUGAAGUUCCGCGUCGUACGCUGUGCUUGCUGCCUGCCCUUUAUAUGCUAGUCUGUCUGUUAAUAGCUAAACGACUCCCUCGAUGCCUGCUGCGAUUGUCUGUCCGUCAGUCUAUGCCACUCUCUACUAAUAGCUAGGUGUUACGGUGCCUGACUUUGUGUGGUGCCCUCACUUUGCUUCUAACUGGUGACUGUGUCCGCUUGUCCACUCUAGUUCUAAGUCCCAUAGCGUUAGGUAGUGUGUAUGCUCUCUCCUACUUCACUCCAUCACAUCAUCACCUCACCACCAAGGUCCCAGGCUAAUUCGGGUCGUCCUCUCACUAACAAAAAGUCGUGGCCCAUAGUGAAGUCCGGCAGCCGUCUGGGAUAACCGGGCAGCCCUGUUCAGGGAUGUGUUGCCUGCCCCCGCGAGGGGGAAGGGGCUAGAAAAGGUGCCCUAAAGAUCGCUGGGAACCACGCUGUCUGUAGGCUGGCCGUGGCCGCAGACAAAAAACACACGGUCGAAACAGCCAAAACCGAAACAACAACAACAACAAUCACUCUCUUCCUCUUCCAGCCUAUUCUUCUUCUUCUUCUUCUUCUUCUUCUUCUCCUACUCCUACUUUUCGCCGCCGCAGUCGCCAGACUGGCAGGGUGAGCCCGCUCAAUCUGGCAGCCUGGAAUGUUCGUUCCCUUUUAGACAAUCCGAGGAGCAACCGACCGGAACGGAGGACGGCGCUAGUGGCACGAGAACUGGCGUGCUACAAGGUGGACAUCGCCGCACUCAGCGAGACCCGAUUCUCCGAACAAGGCCAACUGGAGGAGGUGGGUGCCGGCUACACCUUCUUCUGGAGUGGUCGACCCAAGGCAGAGAGACGAGACGCGGGUGUCGCCUUCGCCAUCCGGACCGACAUCGUGGGACGACUGCCCUGUUUGCCGCAGGGAAUCAACGACCGCCUAAUGAGCCUCCGUCUGCCCCUCCGGCGAGGAGGCAAGUUCGCCACCAUCAUCAGCGCCUACGCUCCGCCGAUGACCAGCCCCGACGCCGUCAAAGACAAAUUCUACGAGGACCUGCACGCCCACCUGGCGACUGUGUCGAAGGCGGACAAGUUGAUUGUCCUUGGUGACUUCAACGCCCGCGUCGGCACAGACCAUACUGCCUGGAGGGGAGUGCUGGGUCCCCACGGCCUCCGCGGCUCCAACGACAACGGCCUGCUUCUCCUCCGCACCUGCGCAGAACACCGCCUCAUCCUGACGAAUACCUUCUUCUGCCUGCCGGAGCGAGAGAAGGCCACCUGGAAGCAUCCUCGGUCGCGUCAGUGGCACCUACUGGACUAUGUCCUCGUCCGGAGGCGAGAUCAGCGGGACGUGCUGGUGACGAAAGCGAUCGCGGGUGCUGACGGGUGGACCGACCAUCGCCUCGUCAUCUCGAAGAUGCGUAUUCGCCUACAGCCUCGCAGGAGACCACAAGGUAAUCGACCCCCAGGUAAGCUGAAUUUUGCUUUGUUGUCUUUGCCUGCUCACCGUCUCCAUUUCAGCAAUGAGCUAGCUCAACGGCUAGACAACCUUCCUAUCGCUGCCGCCGCCAACGUCGCCGCCGCCGCUGCCGAGAACGCCUCCGUGGAGAACCGCUGGUGUCAACUGCGAGACACGGUCCAGUCGACGGCGCUCGCCGUCCUCGGUCGCGCUCCCCACCAACACCAGGACUGGUUCGACGACAACGACGCCGCCAUCAGAAAUCUGCUUGCUGAGAAGAACCGCCUACACAAAGCCUACGUAGAUCACCCCACUGAUGCCACCAAAGCUGCCUUCUACCGCAGUCGCCGCCAGAUCCAGCAACGACUGCGCGAGAUGCAGGACGCCUGGACUGCUCGCAAAGAUGAGGAGAUCCAAGGCUACGCGGACCGUAACGAAUGGAAGAACUUCUUCUCUUCGAUCAAAGCUGUCUACGGUCCGCCGACGAAGGGCACUGCUCCUCUUCUCAGCGCCGACGGCAGUACUCUUUUGACUGAAAAGACGCAAAUCCUGCAGUUAUGGGCCGAGCACUUCCGAGGCGUCCUUAACCGCCCUUCCGUCAUCUCCGACGCCGCCAUCGCCCGCUUGCCUCAAGUGGAGACCAACGCGGACCUCGACCUCCCGCCAUCUCUCCAGGAAAAGAUCAGGGCCGUGCAGCAGCUCUCCAGCGGGAAAGCACCCGGAUCGGACGCAAUCCCUGCUGAGGUCUACAAGCACGGAGGUCCCCUACUGAUGGAUCACCUGACUGCGCUCUUCCAGGAGAUGUGGCGUCAAGGUGAAGUCCCGCAAGAUUUCAAGGACGCAACUAUCGUGCACCUAUACAAGCGCAAAGGGAAUCGCCAAGUCUGCGACAACCACCACGGCAUCUCCCUACUGAACAUCGGCGGGAAGAUCUUCGCUCGCAUCCUGCUCAACCGCCUCAACAACCAUCUGGAACAGGGCCUUCUGCCGGAAAGCCAAUGCGGCUUCCGUCGUCAUCGUGGGACCACGGAUAUGAUCUUCGCAGCCCUCCAACUUCAGGAGAAGUGCCAGGAGAUGCGGAUCCACCUGUACUCUACCUUCGUGGACCUGACGAAGGCCUUCGACACGGUGAAUCGUGAAGGACUGUGGAAGAUCAUGCAGAAAUUCGGCUGUCCGGAGCGAUUCACUCAGAUGGUGCGUCAGCUGCACGACGGUAUGAUGGCGCGAGUCACGGACAACGGCGCUGUCUCAGAGGCAUUCGCAGUGACCGACGGAGUGAAGCAGGGCUGUGUGCUGGCACCAACCCUCUUCAGUCUUAUGUUCUCUGCCAUGUUGAUGGACGCCUACCGCGACGAACGCCCUGGAAUCCGCAUCGCCUAUAGAACGGACGGUCAUCUCUUGAAUCAACGGCGAAUGCACUUCCAAUCGCGUGUAUCCACGGCCACCGUGCACGAACUCCUCUUCGCCGACGACUGCGCCCUGAACACCACCUCGGAAGAGGAGAUGCAACGGAGCAUGGACCUAUUCUCCGCCGCCUGCGAGAACUUUGGGCUGGUUAUCAACACGCAGAAGACGGUGGUGAUGCAUCAACCGCCACCCCACUCAGUCACAGCCCCCAACGCGCCGCCGCAAAUCAACGUGAAUGGGACUCAACUGCAAGUGGUGGAGAACUUCCCGUACCUGGGCAGCACCCUCUCACGCAGCACGAAGAUUGAUGACGAAGUCGCCAACAGGAUCUCGAAAGCCAGUCAAGCCUUCGGUCGCCUCCAAAGCACAGUUUGGAAUCGUCAUGGUCUCCAACUGAGCACAAAGCUGAAGAUGUACAAGGCCGUCAUCCUGCCGACGCUACUGUAUGGGGCGGAGACUUGGACGGUGUACACGAGACAGGCACGCCGACUGAAUCACUUCCAUCUCAGUUGUCUUCGUCGCAUCCUGAGGCUGAACUGGCAGGAUCGAAUCCCCGACACGGAAGUACUGGAGCGAACGGGAAUUCUCAGCAUCUACGCCAUACUGAAACAAAUGCAGCUGCGCUGGAGCGGCCACCUGGUGCGCAUGGAUGACGAGCGACUACCCAAACGACUCUUCUACGGAGACGUCGAGACGGGUUCUCGCCGUCAAGGAGGCCAGAUUCGCCGAUACAAGGAUACCCUGAAGUCCUCCCUGAAGCGCCUGCAAAUCAACCCGACCAACUGGGAAGAGCUCGCUCGCGAUCGCCCGAUAUGGAGGAGAACAGUGAAGACGGGCGCUGCUAUCUACGGAGCCAACCGAAUCGCCGCCGCCAAAGCGAAACGCGAAGCCCGCAAAUCACAACUUCGCCCAGUCCGCAACGCCGCCGCACAACCUCUCACUACGUGUCCUCGAUGCCACCGGACAUUCCGGGCACGAAUCGGACUUGUUGGAUAUCUUCGGAUCAACUGCACCUCUCGAACUGCUCCAGCCAUCGUCACCCCGCCCGCCUCUUCCUCGUCCUCUCUGCCGCCGACUAACUCUGACACUCCUCCUGCACCACCACUUCCAUCCUCCUCGUCCUCCUCCCUCUCCACUGCCCCAGCGGCGGCCGUUCAGACUGCUGUCUCACACAUCACCAACACUAACACAACAACCAACAUCACCUCUCCCACCUCUCCCGAUACUACUGAUGAGGAUCAGGAUUACACCUGCCCUCACUAUGACCGCACCUUCACCUCACACAUCGGCCUGGUCGGUCACUUGCGAAUCCAUCGCACAGAGACUGGCGAACCAGUGCCUGGAGCACCAACCUACACCCACCGCACUCGCCUCCACUGCCCACACUGCCCUCGCACCUUCCGGCAUCGCAUGGGUCUAUUCGGCCACAUGCGCAUCCACGAGAGCGGAAUUGACCGCAGCCUUGACACACCCACCCCGCCAAGCCCCACUCCCAAUCCACCGCCUUGUGCACCCACUAACCACUCCCCUGCAGACAUCGACGACAACGUCCUUACAACCCCUCACUCCUCCCCUUCCUCCUCCUCUUCCUCCAUCACUGCCACAACGACGGCCGCUUCGGAGUCUGUCGCCCACGACCUCACCACAGCCGAACCUGACACAACAACAGGCACAACCCCUGCAACCUCCAUCAUCAGACGUGAGGGCCAGGACUACAUCUGCCCUCACUGCGAUCGCACCUUCACUUCACGCAUCGGCCUGGUCGGUCACUUGCGAAUCCAUCUCACAGAGACUGGCGAACCAGUGCCUGGAGCACCAACCUACACCCACCGCACUCGCCUUCACUGCCCACACUGCCCUCGCACCUUCACGCAUUGCAUGGGUCUAUUCGGCCACAUGCGCAUCCACGACGACCUGCGGUAG